Molecule: messenger RNA, 3691 nt
Organism: Rattus norvegicus (Norway rat)
Lineage: Eukaryota; Metazoa; Chordata; Mammalia; Rodentia; Muridae
Source: RefSeq, a predicted model, not a curated record
GCCAUUUUCUUCCCUCAGCACCCAAAUGUUAGGAUUAUAGGCAUACACCAUCGCGGCUAGUCUACAUGGUGCUGGGGAUUGACCCUAAGGAUUCCCUCAUGCUAGGCAAUCGCUCUACCAACGGGUGCUCUUCAGCCUCAGUGUCUCUCUCUCUCUCUCUCUCUCUCUCUCUCUCUCUCUCUCUCUCUCUCUCUCUCUCUCGGUAGACCACCCAGGAUGAAGGGAGGUGUAGUGAGGCAGCUCAGGAAUUGGUCACCGAGGCAUGAGCUCGAGUGGGCUCUACAUCUCAUGGGAGUGUGAAUUGAUAUUGUCCCUCAAGCCCAGAUUUCCAGAGAUCUAGGAACGGAAGGUUCUCUGUCUGCUAACGCGUACGGGCGAGGGACAGAGAGAUGGGUCAGCAGGUUAAAACGUUUGUUGACACCCGAACUGAAGGCCGGAGUUCAGUCUCUGGAAGCCACACGGUGGGAAGGAGAAAACAUCCUCCUGAAAGUUGUCCUGUGACCUCCACAUGAGCCACAGCACGUAGCCCUACAAAAUCAAUGAAUAGAUAAAUAAAUUAGGAACUAAGCGUGUGGGGUGCAUGUCCCUUCAGGGUGAAGCUUUUCCUUUGGUAAAACCGAUAACCCCAGUUACCAAGAUAAAUUGAUUUUUUUAGAAUUUGCCUAUUAUUUAUUUAAUAGAUAGGUUCUGAAGCAUGCUGGGCUAGCACUCUACCCCUCAACUAUAUCAUUGGUCCCCACCCUCUGUUGAAACAGGGCCUCACUAUACAGCCAAGUUGACUUGAAUUUAUAAUCCUGCCUCGGGCUCCUGAUGGCUGGGAAUACAGGAUUCUCAGUCCGCUUUACUUUUUAAAAGAAAAUCUGAUGUGAAGUCUCACUACGUAGCCCAGGCUGGCUCCAAAGUAGUGCUGUUCCUGCCUUGGUUUCCCCAAAACGUUUAAAGCUCAUGGCAAAGCUGAGCACAAAAUACAGAGUUCCUGUAGGCAUUCUCCCUCCCCCCACACACGCACGGUCUCUUGUCAACACCCUACCUCAGAGUGGCACACCAGCGAGAAUCAAUGAGCCUGUAUUUGCACAUCAGGCAUUCGAAGUCCACAGUCUACAUUAGUGUCUCCUGGUGCUGUUCACUCGGACUCCUGUCCAGGCUACUAUUUGCUGUGUGGGCGGGUGGAACCCAGGGCCCUGCACAUUAGGAUGCUACCCAUCACCGACUACCUGCUGUACCUGCUGGGACUGGAGAAGACCGCCUUCCGCGUGUACGUCCUAUCGGCUCUGCUGCUUUUCCUCCUUUUCCUCCUCUUCCGCCUGCUCCUGCAGGCAUUCAAAUUAUUCAGUGACUUCCGCAUCACCUGUCGCCGGCUGAGCUGCUUCCCAGAGCCUCCAGGCCGCCACUGGCUACUGGGCCACAUGAGCAUGUAUCUUCCCAACGAGAAGGGCCUUCAGAAUGAGAAGAAAGUGCUGGAUACCAUGCACCACAUCAUCCUGGCAUGGGUCGGACCUUUCCUGCCUCUGCUGGUGCUUGUGCAUCCUGAUUACAUCAAGCCUGUGUUGGGUGCCUCAGCUGCCAUUGCGCCCAAGGAUGAGUUUUUCUAUAGCUUCCUGAAACCUUGGUUAGGGGAUGGGCUUUUGAUCAGCAAAGGGAACAAAUGGAGCCGGCACCGCCGUCUGCUCACGCCUGCCUUCCACUUUGACAUCCUGAAGCCCUACAUGAAGAUUUUCAACCAGAGCGUGAACAUCAUGCACGCUAAAUGGCGGCGGCAUCUGGCAGAGGGCUCGGUGACCUCCUUUGACAUGUUCGAGCACGUCAGCCUCAUGACCCUGGACAGCCUUCAGAAAUGUGUGUUCAGUUACAGUAGUGACUGCCAGGAGAAAUUGAGCGAUUACAUCUCCUCCAUUAUUGAACUGAGCGCUCUGGUGGUGCGGCGCCAAUACCGCUUGCAUCACUAUCUGGAUUUCAUCUACUACCUCACUGCCGACGGGCGGCGCUUCCGCCAGGCCUGCGACACGGUGCACAACUUCACUACUGAAGUCAUACAGCAGCGGCGGCGGGCGCUGCGCGAGCUGGGUGCCGAGGCAUGGCUGAAGGCCAAGCAGGGCAAGACCUUGGACUUCAUAGACGUGCUGCUGCUGGCCAAGGAUGAAGAGGGGAAAGAAUUAUCUGACGAAGACAUCCGGGCUGAGGCGGAUACGUUCAUGUUUGAGGGUCAUGACACAACAUCUAGUGGGCUGUCGUGGGCGCUGUUCAACCUGGCGAAGUAUCCGGAGUACCAGGACAAGUGCCGGGAAGAGAUCCAAGAAGUCAUGAAAGGCCGAGAGCUGGAAGAGCUGGACUGGGAUGACCUGACGCAGUUGCCCUUCACCACCAUGUGUAUCAAGGAGAGCCUUCGCCAGUUCCCGCCCGUGACCCUCAUCUCUCGUCGCUGCACAGAGGACAUCAAGCUGCCCGACGGACGCAUCAUUCCCAAAGGAAUUAUCUGCUUGGUCAGCAUCUACGGGACCCACUACAACCCCUUAGUGUGGCCUGACUCUAAGGUAUACAAUCCCUACCGUUUUGACCCAGACAUUCCACAGCAGCGCUCCCCGCUGGCCUUUGUGCCUUUCUCAGCAGGUCCCAGGAACUGCAUCGGGCAGAGCUUCGCCAUGGCAGAGAUGCGAGUGGUCGUGGCGCUGACACUCCUGCGCUUCCGCCUGAGCGUGGACCGAACCCGCAAGGUGCGGAGGAAGCCGGAGCUUAUUCUACGCACGGAGAACGGCCUUUGGCUCAACGUGGAGCCGCUACCCUCGCGGGCCGGAGUGCCCCGAGGCCCCACGGAACCUGAGGUUCAGGCUCCGCCCGCUCAGGCCUAGACCACGCCUCCAAAGGCCUGGAUCCGCCCCCAAGAUAUUGAGGACGUUGACUACGCUCCUCGAAAGCACAGGAGGACCAAGCUUUGUAGAGGAGCAGCUUGUUGGUGCUGACUUCGCCCCUCAGGACAAGACCCCAUCCUUGGGAUUUGGGUCAAAGUUCUGUCUUGAAUUACUCCCACCGGCCCUCAGCGUGUGGGGAUCAUGCUAGGCCCCGCCCCCUCGGGCAUGGGCUGCGGGCCCCAGUUUAAAUCAGAUUACCCUGGCCCUGCGGAUUCCCAGGCCCGGCCCACAGAAACUUCCCCGGACCUAAGACUCACCGCUGGGGUUGUAUCCUCACUUUCCCACUGGCUAUGCCCAGGUUAGCUUCUAAACCGAGGAUUUAGAAGCUGGAGCCCGAGGCUGCAGUCCUGAAUCACAGCUCCAUGGAAGGACUGUUCAAGCUGAACCUCAGGACUUAGGCUGUUUGCUUUGUUGCCGUUUUGUAAACCUAGACCCUUGCAAACCCCUUUCUCCUUGGUUGCGCCGUCCCUUUGCUGAGUUUUCUCAGGUUCAGGAGAGUAAGAGCAAGAGGAUCCACACACCUUCUGCCUCACCCUGUCCCAGAUGAGGAGACCAAGGUGGGGAGGCGGGCCUCUUGGCGGUCGGGACGCAACUGGGACAUAGUUGUUUGAUCUGGAACUAAACUCAGAUUUUUUUUUUUUUUGGGACAAUUUGUGCGCUGUUUAUUUGGUCAAUAAUAAUUCAAUGUCUACUGGCGUGGGGCCAGGCAUAUAGCCUAGCCUAGUUCCUCCUUCUCAACAGAGAGGAGCAGAAGUUGAACAAUUAUACCUGUAAAUGAUCAUUUA